CUUCACCCUUCGUGGGGGAUGCUUCCUGUUACAAAUGAAAUCGUCGUGUUCAUUUCGUGCUGAGCAUGAUCUCAAGUUUACAUAUCUAUUUUUCCGAAUUUCCAAUUAUCCCAGGCCAUGGAUUUUCAGAAGAAAAAAGCAAGUACCGACUAUUCAAGAUGUGAAGAGGAUUAAGGAGAGACAAGAAGUGUAUGUUAUCAAACCACAGCCGCCCUAAUGUGUUUGCGCCCCUCUCGCCCUUGUUCGACUGAUCCUUUCCGAGCCACCCAUCGCCUGCUCUCACGAUUGUCUGGUCUGAGGUGGCUCAUCAAUGUCCAUGGUGCCAAUCAGCGUGGUUCUUGUUCUGCCAGAACCAGCUAUUAUCGCUCACGGCCGGCACGUGAGGGCGCCGUACCCCCUCGCAACGCAAGUUGUGGUCACUAUGGGCGUUGCAGAUGUUGUAGAAGACGAGGCUGAGUGGGUGACCGCAUCGUUCGAGGAUGAGGUACGUCCUGGAAUUGACGUAGUCCACGUCGGAACGGUUGUAGGAGUGGACGAAGAAAUACCAUCUGUGCGGCUGCUACUCACAGUCCUAGAAAAGCUACUGCUGGAUGUCGUGCCCGUGACAAGGGUCGAUGAAUCUCCCCAUGGUGUUGAAGAUGUCGAUAGAGUGCUCGUCGAGGAUUCAGUAAUGGUCAGUGUAGUAGCUGAGUUUACAGACGAGCUACCAGUCACGGAAGUAGACGCUGUCACCGUUACUGUAGAAGUGCUUCGAAUCACGGUGGCAGUGGUUGAGGUUGUCGUGGAAGAGACAGUGACAGAGCUGCCAGUCUCAGACGUGAUGCCAGUCGCCAGCGUCGAUGAGCUUCUCCAAAUGGAAGUCGUGGUUGUCGGAGUCACUGUCACGAUCGAUGUUAGGGUUGACCCAGCCUGCGAGCUGGACGAUGAGAUAGAGUGUGUGCUAUUAGAAGUUUGGCUUGAAGUUGAUAAGCUCCCUGUUUGGGUAGUAGUCGGUCCGAUCGAGUUAGACAAGGAUUGGGUACCUGUUGUUGCUAGGGUGGAAGAACUGCCGAUGAUAGUGGAACUAGGUACCGACUCACUGACCGUGAUAGUUGAAGUGCUAGCUGAGACAAAGCUGGUGGUGACAUUACUGCCUGAAGAUGACAAUGAGUCGGUAUUAGUACUGGUUGUUUCGGAAGAGGCGCUGGAAGUAAUAGCUGUUGCGCUACUGGAUCCCGUACCAGUCGUGGAGAUCGGUCCAGUGCUGCUGGCGGUUGAAUUGGUCGCACUGCUGGAGGUGUACCCGGCCGAAGAAGAUAUCGAAAUAAUGCCGCUAGAAGUGGUGCUUACGACAGUGGACGUAAUAUCAGAGGAUGAGCUACCGGUGACUGCACUGUUAGACGAGCUCGAGUAUCCGCUGGUGGUCAAAAUUGCUGAAGUGGAACCAGUGCUGUUAGCGGUCGAUACAGUCAAGCUUGAAGUGCUCAAGGAGCCGGUACUUGCGCCAGUAGACAAGGUUCCCGUCAAACCGGACGAGGUUGAGUUGCUCCACGGUGUCGAUGAGCUAAUGGUUGCAGUUGAGGUUAUGGUAGUGCUCGCGAAUGCACUAGACGAUGUACUUUUGGUGGCUGUUAUUGUAACUCCACUUGUGACAGUGAUGGUCCUGUGGGUGGUGCUGUCAAUGGUCGAAGAGCUCAAGUCAGUGACACUCGAUACAGUCGCAGAACUCUUUGAGGUGCCAUGUUCACCACUGCUGGCAGACGAGCUUACUGAGCCAGUCACUGCACCGUUGCUGGAGGUAGUCACCCCUGAACUGGAUGACAGGGCACUGGUCAAUGUGCGAGUGCUGCCGCUCCCGGGUGGUGAUGAUGCAGAGGUAACAGGACUGGUAGUUCCAGUCUCUUCAGUACUGCAGAUGCGUGAGUCUGAGCUUGAGAUCCCGGUACCUGUGGUUCCAGAGUUGCUGCUUGUGGUAAAACCGACGGAGCUUGACGUGGUCAAGAAUCCAGUCCCAUUACUGGUGCUGGAAGUGUUGAAACUGUAG
Truncatella angustata is the source of this 2023-nucleotide messenger RNA. RefSeq lists its product as uncharacterized. The transcript has 8 exons. The record is from RefSeq and is a predicted model, not a curated record. The coding region runs from base 311 to 2023 and encodes 570 amino acids. NCBI's taxonomy places the organism in Eukaryota, Fungi, Ascomycota, Sordariomycetes, Amphisphaeriales, Sporocadaceae.